Salvelinus fontinalis (brook trout) is the source of this 7493-nucleotide messenger RNA. Its product is annotated as rho GTPase-activating protein 39-like. The record is from RefSeq and is a predicted model, not a curated record. The coding region runs from base 139 to 3444 and encodes 1101 amino acids. Gene Ontology annotation, molecular function: GTPase activator activity; protein binding. Gene Ontology annotation, cellular component: cytoskeleton; cytoplasm. Lineage: Eukaryota; Metazoa; Chordata; Actinopteri; Salmoniformes; Salmonidae. Gene Ontology annotation, biological process: signal transduction. The transcript has 10 exons.
CGCCGACCGUCUGACUCACACAGACAGGGCAGGGGUGAGAGGCAGUACUCUGCGCUGUAGUUACGUGGAACUGCACAUCGCUGGGAAAUCUACAACACACAUCUUUUUCCAACUUUUUGCGCAUAUAAUGUGAGGAAAAUGGCCGAGACAAGCGGUGACUGGGUGGAGAUCUUGGAGCCGCGCUCGCAGGAGCGCAUGUACGUGAACCUGGCAUCGGGGGAGUGUGGUUGGGAGCCCCCAGCAGGCGCCUCCGUGCGCCAGUCCGAUGGCAGCCAGUGGUGGGAGCUGUUUGACAGUCACAACAACCGCUUCUACUACUACAACAGUGCCAGCCAGCAGACGGUGUGGCACCGGCCCCAGGCCUGCGACAUCGUGCCCCUGGCCCAGCUACAGGCCAUGAAGAGGAGCUCAGAGACGGGCCUGAACGGCCCCAUCAAGCCCCAGAGAGGGGGAGGAGAGGGCCGCCGCACACCCCUACUUAACCAGGCCUACCCCAUGCCCCCCUCCCAGGACCCUGACAGCAGCGGGAGGUCGACCCCGUCUAAAGGGCUCUGUGACAGCCUGGAGAACAGGAAAGAUACCCCCAGGGACACAGGUCAAAGAUGGCAGCCUGCUCCAGGGUCGAAGGCAGCCAUGUUAGUGAAGGUGAACAGCAUUGGCAGGAACCAGUCUGUGGUGCCCGCUAGCGCCCUGCACCUCCUCCACCACAACAACAUCAGCCCUGGAAGCCCUGCUGUGUACCAGGUCCACUCCGACAGACCCAGCCCUGCAGGCAAGAUGGCUGCCCCCGUGGACCCCAAGCAAGCCAUCCACCUGAAGAAGAGAGACAAUAGUAACUUCUGCCUGGUGAUGCCCUCCACUGGCAGCAAGGUCUAUCAGACCCCCCAGAGGUCUCAGGCUUGCACCCCCAGGCCCUCCUCGCCCCAGUACGGUGCCACUCCUCCCAUCUAUGAUGAACCCCCCAUGGAUCCACCUAUCUAUGAUGAACCCCCCAUGGAGGUGGAGGGGGCCCACCUCCUGAACAGGCCCUUCACACCCUCCACCAGCCUACAGAGGGUCCGCCAGCCCCAAUCCCACCCCCAGAACCAACCCCAGCAGCAGCCCAAGCUUCUCCAAUACCCAGCCUCUCACCUGAGCUCCAAACACAAGAGAAACCCCUCCGCCACGGAUUACAGCCCCGCUGGACGGGAGUGCAUCAAACACAUGGUCAACGUGGAACCUGCCACCUGCAAACAGAGCCCCUUAUCCCAUCCUAUCCAGACAGAGCAGGGCCCUGCCUCAGAGCCUGACCUGCCCCCCUCUCCAUCCCCUUCCCCAGCCCCAGGCGCGACCCAGCCCAGGCCCAAGGAGGUGAGUCUAGAGAAGAAGCAGUCGUGGCGUCUCCUGGAGUCCAGCGCGAGGAAGAACAUGGAGGCCCGACACAGCCGACAGAACAGCCUGGCCUCCCAAGAGUACCCGGCGCCGGCGGCCGUCACCUACCAGGACUCAGGCUACUCUACGGGGCCCUCGCCCAGCCUGAGGAGGAAGAACCGCAGGAGAGCCCUGGGCGGAGGGGCUGGGGGUGCAGUGCAGGGCCGGCCAGGCUCGGUGGGCAGCACUGGGGAGCUCAGUGCCCUGAAUGAGAAGCUGAUGGCAGAGAUGCGGGCAGUGGUGAGUCGCUCAAACACCCUGCGUGGCAGCAAGGCCAGCCUGGACACAGAGAUGUCUGAGGGAUCUGUACCACGGGCCCGUUCCCCCUUGAACUCCCUAAAGAAGCACGGGGGCCGCAGCGCCUCUCGGGAGGACAUCAGUGCCAGUAACCGCUCUCUGUACCGGGCCGGGAGCGGGAGUAACCACGGCGACGUGCCCCUCUCGCCCCUGGUGUCAGACGGCAUGGUGCGUCAGAAACGGACCUAUGAGAAGGUGGACACUCUGGAGAAAAGCAUCACCAGCCAGAACAGCCUGUCCUCCCCAGAGCCCCCCGUGUCCCCCUCCCAGGCAGGAACACUGGAAUCCAAGGCCCAGUCGGAGUCCUCAUCACACGGGGGAGGUGAUGGUCACGGGGGCACCCGGGGAUCCCCCCAUAGAGUUAUCGUGACUGGAGACAGAGGAGAAGGUGGGGGAGGUGGAAAAGGAGGUGUGGGUUACCAGUACCCUUACACCACCCUCUGCAAACCUCCUCCAGACGCCAACAUGGUGGACUGGGCCAGUAAGAACCUGAACCAGCACACUCAGGGCCUGUUCCGCCGCCGCGUCUCCAUCGCCAACAUGCUCUCCUGGAACAGGGGCUCCAUUAAGAAGCCCAUGCUGAUCACCAGCGACCGCACAAUCAAGAAGGAAGCCUGUGAGAUGUUCAAACUAGCCCAGGCCUACAUGGGGGACCGCCCAGCCCGGCUGGAGCGCCGUCACGCUGCCCUGCUGGUGGUCACUAAGUGCUGGGGCAUGCAGGGCCUGAGGGACGAGUUGUACGUCCAGCUGGUCAGACAGACCACUGACAACCUGAACCUGAGGAGCCUGGAGGCCGGCUGGGAACUCAUGGCCAUCAGCCUGGCCUUCUUCUCCCCCUCGCCCAAGUUCAGACGCUACCUGGAGGGGUACAUUCAGAGACAUCUGGAGCCCUCCAACGACAAGAAGAUCAUGCAGCACAUUAUGGAACAACAGGACAUGAAGAACAAGAAGAAUUCAAAGUCCCGGAAGAAGAGGAAGCAGAACAAUGAGGAGGAAGAAGAGGAGGGCCUGCCAAUCAGCACUUAUGCCAAGUACUGCUAUCGCAAGCUGCAGAAGGUCGCCGUCACUGGGGUCAAAAAGGGUCUAAGGAAGCCCACCCUGGAGGAGUUAGACCAGGGGAGAAAAGCCAUUGUGACCCCCUCCCUGUUCGGCAGUGCCCUGGAGGAGAUAAUGGAGCGUCAGAGUGAGCGGUUCCCGGAGCGCAGGCUCCCCUGGGUGCAGGUGCAGCUGUCCCAGUACGUCCUGGCCCUGGGAGGGGCCCAGACAGAGGGAAUCUUCAGGGUGCCUGGAGAUAUUGACGAGGUGAAUGCACUGAAGCUGCAGGUGGAUCAGUGGAAUAUUCCAGAAAACCUUGGCGAUCCCAACGUCCCAGCGUCUCUGCUGAAGCUGUGGUACAGGGAGCUGGAGGAGCCAGUCAUCCCUCAGAGCUUCUAUAAGCAGUGCAUCAGUAACUAUGAGGAUCCAGAGGCAGCGAUCAGCGUGGUGCAGUCUCUGCCUGAGCUAAGCAGGCUGGUGCUCUGCUACUUUAUACACUUCUUACAGGUGUUUGCCCAGCCCGUCAAUGUGAGUAAGACCAAGAUGGACGUGAACAACCUGGCCAUGGUGAUGGCUCCCAACUGUCUCCGCUGCCAGUCGGAUGACCCGCGCAUCAUCUUUGAGAACACACGGAAAGAGAUGUCCUUCUUACGCAUGCUCAUUGUUCACCUGGACACCAGCUUUGUCAAGGGCAUCAUCUGAGGAGGCCUCCUCUAGACCGCUCACACCACUCUCUACUGCCACCUCACCCACAACAAGCCUGCUGUUCCUUCACACAUGUCACAUCUCAACCUUAGAUUCUCUCUGGUUCACUAACACCACAUUCUGAGGACUACAGACAGUGGACUGCCCAGAAAGUGACUGGAUAUCAAGACAGAUUUCCUGCUCUGAAUCAUCUCGUUUGAGACUUUGGGACAAGCUCACAUGUGAUGGUAAUGGGAGACUGUUUAUCAGUUUUAAAGCACACUGCAGGACAUAUUGUACAUGCUAUAUGUAUCUCCCCAUGUUUCUGCUCCAAACACUGGACCGUGCUGGCGUGAGAUUCAGCAUAUGAAGAGCAAUCACAAUAGGAGACUGUGAUGCACAUUAAGCCAGAGUGCAGGGAGAAAUCAAGCCAAAUCUCAUUUGUAAAUAUGGGUUUUUAAAGGAUUUCUUCCUGCUUUGAGUGCCACAUACAUAUCUGACGCUAUGGUCAUGAAUUAUGUCUCGUCAUGUGUUCUGAAAUAACAAAAUGAGGGGAAACCCACUCUGUAUUAUAACCAUUCUCUUUCCUUUAUUGUAUUGGUGUAUUCAAGCAAUGAUUUCCUUCUCAUUCUAACUUAAUUUGGAAUGCUUUUUUGACUAAUUUAAUAUGAAUUAUUUCUGGGUUGCCAGAGCUGCAGGAUGAGUUGACAAAAAGGUUUAAGCUACUCUUGACCUCUCCACUGGCCUCAGAGACAGGUUCACUCUCUAGGUUAAAAAAAACACAUUUAUUUCUGAAUAAAAGUUUCUCUAGCAGGAAAAAUUAUUCCCAAUCAGUAAGGCAUAGAUGUGUGUACAUGUGUUAGAGAUACAGUCUUGGACUAAAAUCAUUAGAAGCAUUUCUUGUAGCACUUUCAGCUGUUUUACUCCAGACAAUUACAGUGGGCUUAUUUCCCAUCCGUUCAGAGAAACACAAUUAUACCUUUGAUGGAGCUUGUAAAAUAGCAAAUUUGAGCUAUUAGCAGGUCAGGGGGAAAAAAUGCAGGAGAAAAUGAGAGCGCUGUCGCUGCCUGUAGCUAAAGCCUCACCCACGCCAACAGUUGUGAAUUUGGCCCCUCCAUAGGGAGGGGCCAUCUGGCAGUGGUUUGAGGGUCUGAGGUACAUUAGUGCCAUAGACUGGGAGGAAAACCAUUAAGACAAAAACACAAGCUGAUUUACUAUUUUUAGACAGUAUUGCCUAACAAGGACUUUCCUAUUCCUCUAAAUCUCGUGGCUCAUGAUGCGAAGAGGGUUUAAAAUCCAUAUUUCAGCUGUCUUAAUGGCCACGCUGUCGCUGUUAUAUUUAGCAGUGUGGUCAGGGUUUGGGUUUUAGCGCCCCACAUGUUUCCUCUGUGUCUACCUCAUCUUAGUGAUGGGGUCUGUGCUGCAAUGCUGUCCGUGUUUGUGCGUGUGUGUGCGUGCGUGUGUUUGUGUGCACGUGUAUGUAUGUUUUUGCACAUCAGUGUGGGUGUUUGUGUAUCGACUGUACAUCCGUGCGUGUGUGUGUGUGGUAUGAGAGAUAGAGAAGCUUGUGUUCAUACAGCACACUCUCCCUAAUUCCUGGAAGCUGGAGCCCCUAAAUUAGAGGGUGUGUUUAGCCAGAAAAAAAUGUAUCUGGAGGCUAGAGGGUUGUUAACCCCUUUUCUGCAGUCACAGCUUUUACAGCGGCCGUGACUCUGUGCCUCCAUUUCUGCUUUACUGUUCAUCUUUUGAAAACACAAACCCCCAGGGUUGAGUACUCCAUAGCCACAUCGGAGGAUAUACCCAGCUUUCCCCUCACCUCCAGCCAGCAGGGGCAGUGCUGAGGUGGGCAGGGUGGAGGAUGGCGGUGCACAGUGCUGGUAGUUCUGGGAGUGCAUCAGGGAUAUACAGUUGAAGUUUACAUACACUUAGGUUGGAGGCAUUAAAACUCAUUUUUCAACCACUCCACACAUUUCUUGUUAACAAACUAUAGUUUUGGCAAGUCUGUUAGGACAUCUACUUUGUGCAUGACACAAGUAAUUUUUCCAACAAUUGUUUACAGACAGAUUAUUUCACUUAUAAUUCACUGUGUCACAAUUCCAGUGGAUCAGAAGUUUACAUACACUAAGUUGACUGUGCCUUUAAACAGCUUGGAAAAUUCCAGAAAUUAUGUCAUGGCUUUAGAAGCAUCUGAUAAGCUAAUUGACAUCAUUUGAGUCAACUGGAAGUGUACCUGUGGAUGUAUUUCAAGGCCUACCUUCAAACUCAGUGCCUCUUUGCUUGACAUCAUUGGAAAAUCAAAAGAAUCAAAAGUCCUCCACAAGUCUGGUUCAUCCUUGAGAGCAAUUUCCAAAUGCCUGAAGGUACCACGUUCAUCUGUACAAACAAUAAUAUGCAAGUAUAAACACCAUGGGACCACGCAUCCGUGAUGCCGCUCAGGAAGGAGACGCGUUCUGUCUCCUAGAGAUGAACGUACUUUGGUGAGAAAAGUGCCAAUCAAUUCCAGAACAACAGCAAAGGACCUUGUGAAGAUGCUGGAGGAAACGGGUACAAAAGUAUCUAUAUCCACAGUAAAACGAGUCCUAUAUCGACAUAAUCUGAAAGGCCGCUCAGCAAGGAAGAAGCCCCUGCUCCAAAACCGCCAUAAAAAAAGCCAGACUACGGUUUGCAACUGCACAUGGGGACAAAGAUCGUACUUUUUGUGGAAAUGUCCUCUGGUCUGAUGAAACAAAAAUAGAACUGUUUGGCCAUAAUGACCAUCGUUAUGUUUGGAGGAAAAAGGGGGGCGCUUGCAAGCCGAAGAACACCAUCCCAACCGUGAAGCACGGGGGUGGCAGCAUCAUGUUGUAGGGGUGCUUUGUUGCAGGAGGGACUGGUGCACUUCACAAAAUAGAUGGCAUCAUGAGGCAGGAAAAUUAUGUGGAUAUAUUGAAGCAACAUCUCAAAACAUCAGUCAGGAAGUUAAAGCUUGGUCGCAAAUGGGUCUUCCAAAUGGACAAUGGCCCCAAGCAUACUUCCAAAGUUGUGGCAAAAUGGCUUAAGGACAACAAAGUCAAGGUAUUGGAGUGGCCAUCAGAAAGCCCAGACCUCAAUCCUAGAGAAGAUUUGUGGGCAGAACUGAAAAAGUGUGUGCGAACAAGGAGGCCUACAAACCUGACUCAGUUACACCAGCUCUGUCAGGUGGAAUGGGCCAAAAUUCACCCAAAUUAUUGUGGUUAGCUUGUGGAAGGCUACCCGAAACGUUUGACCCAAGUUCAACAAUUUCAAGGCAAUGCUACCAAAUACUAAUUGAGUGUAUGUAAACUUAUGACCCACUGGGGAUGUGAUGAAAGAAAUUAUUCAGACAUUUCACAUUCUUAAAAUAAAGUGGUGAUCCUAACUGACCUAAUACAGGGAAUUUUUACUAGGAUUAAAUGUCAGGAAUUGUGAAAAACUGAGUUUAAAUGUAUUUGGCUAAGGUGUAUGUAAAAUUCCGACUUCAACUGUAUGCUUAGCAUGCAGAACAAGGAGGAAGAUGUCAUGGACAGAGCCCAUACUCUUACACACUGAACUCCCAAAGCUCUGGUUUAACUCGUCUCCAUCCUAUGCUCUUCUGUGGAUGAUGGCUGUACGUAUUCAGUUUGAUAUGUAAAUAGCAGUAUGGUCUUUGGUCACUGAAUGUUCAAACCAAUGAGUUAUAACAUGAUUCAACCAUAUUGUUAAAAAAGAUCAACUUAUGUUCCAUUCUACAGUAAUGUCAUUAUUCUCUUCAUUUGACUUAAAUGCUCGUGGUGCAACUCAUCAGUGUCAUUUUUCAAUUUGAUAAAUAGCCUAAUCUUUGACUCAAUCUUUUUUUGUUCUUGGAAUGAGUGUUGAUAGUGGUUGUUGAGAUGAUAGAAUAACUUAGGUGUGUGAUGUUUACACUGUGUAUGGUUACAGUUACAACAUGUGCGCACCUCAUCCAUUGCACUUCUAUCUCUAAUCCCCUGUCCUCACAUGAUGGAUGCUAUUGACUAUUGUUGUAAAUAUGCUUGCAGGUCUUUGGGGUAUGCUGUUUGAAAAACAAUUAAAAACAGCAAUGGUGAUUGUGA